AUGAAUUCCUCGAAUGUUAUUAAGAUACGCAAAUAUAAUCCUGAUUAUAUAAAAUAUGGGUUUAUUUGUAUUGAUAAAGAUGGAUUUGAAAGCCAAAAAUGUGUUGUGUGCAUGAAAAUUCUGUCACACAAUAGCAUGAAACCAACAACUCUUGUGAGACACUUGCGCACAUGUCAUCCCCAUCUAAUCCACAAAAAUAAGGAUUAUUUUAUUUCUUUGCGUAAAAUGAUGAAAAAUCAAGUAUUGACUCGUUUCAUACAAACUUUGCCUUCUGAUAAUUCCAUGCUAUUAGCAUCUUACAUGAUCUCAUUACGUAUAGCGAAAGAAAAGAAACCUCAUAAUAUUGCCGAAAAACUGAUUCUUCCUUGUUGUAAAUACAUAGUACGUACUCUUAUUGGCACUCAUGCUGAAAAUAUGAUUUCGGAAAUACCAUUAUCGAAUGAUACUGUUCAUCGACGAAUUUCUGAAAUGUCAGAAAAUAUUAAGUGUCAGUGCUUUUUUGAUGAAGUUAACACUGUGGAAAGAAAAAAAUUGAACGAAAUUGAUUUGAAAUUAAUUCGUACACCAUUCAGUGUUGAUCCACGUUUGGUCGAUGAAAAUAUCGAAGAGGCUUUUAUUGACAUGAUCAAUAAUUCAAACGCAAAAGAUUUGUAUGAAAAACUUGCUUUAUCAAGAUUUUGGUGCGAAAUGUGUAAGCAUUAUCCUUCCGAACAGGCUAUAUCAAUUCUAUCAGAAUGCGGCGUAGGGAGUUGUGGACCUCGAGCAUUUUAUGGAACAUUAGGUAAAAUACCUACGCAAUACAUUAUAGAAUGCCAUUUACAAUUGGAAGAAGAAUUUGCUUUAUUUAUGGGAGCAGAGGCAGCUAUUCUUUAUUCAUACUCUUGUUCUGUUAUUAUAAGUGUGCUUCCCUCGUGCAUACACAGUGAUGAUGAUGUGUUUUUGGACGAAUCGUGUUCUCAAUGGAUCGCGUUUGGUGCCAAAACAUCUCGAGGUCGCAUUCAUUUCUACAGACACCACGAUUGGGGCCAUUUGGAACAGUUGCUAGCCGCAAGCCUUUCUCCGGGCAAGUUCAUAGUGGCAGAGGGCGUUAAUCAAAAACAUAUGGACAUUCCUGAUCUCCCCACACUUAUCAGAUUGAAAUACAGAUACAAAGCAAGGAUCAUAUUGGAUGAGAGCUAUUCUAUUGGUGUAAUAAAUCAGAGAGGACUUACUCAACUUUUUGAAUGUGAUGUAGAUCAUUAUAUUAUGACUUUGACAGAUUUCCCAAAUUGA
This is a messenger RNA of Octopus sinensis (East Asian common octopus), 1272 nucleotides long. RefSeq names its product serine palmitoyltransferase 1-like. The transcript is spliced from 4 exons. Bases 1 to 1272 code for a protein of 423 amino acids. The record is from RefSeq and is a predicted model, not a curated record. Gene Ontology annotation, cellular component: endoplasmic reticulum. Gene Ontology annotation, molecular function: pyridoxal phosphate binding; serine C-palmitoyltransferase activity. NCBI's taxonomy places the organism in Eukaryota, Metazoa, Mollusca, Cephalopoda, Octopoda, Octopodidae. Gene Ontology annotation, biological process: sphingosine biosynthetic process; ceramide biosynthetic process.